Echinococcus granulosus is the source of this 1380-nucleotide messenger RNA. Its product is annotated as Integrin-alpha FG-GAP repeat-containing protein 2. Gene Ontology annotation, biological process: regulation of TOR signaling. Gene Ontology annotation, molecular function: protein binding. The record is from RefSeq and is a predicted model, not a curated record. The transcript has 10 exons. Gene Ontology annotation, cellular component: KICSTOR complex. NCBI's taxonomy places the organism in Eukaryota, Metazoa, Platyhelminthes, Cestoda, Cyclophyllidea, Taeniidae. Bases 1 to 1380 code for a protein of 459 amino acids.
AUGCUCUCAUGUGGUAACAUUGUUGACUUCGCACCUGGAAGAAUUGUUUCAUCUGUCGACAAGGGUUUUGCUCUUGAAUUAAGUUGCCCGUGGAUGCGUAAUAUCUCAUUUAUUGAUCGCGUCGAGGUUCCCGGCGUGACAACCACAACAUCUACAAAUUUGUACUUGUAUGAUGUCGAUGAUGAUGGGGAUAUUGAAUUGAUAAUUGGUCAUUGGGAUCUAGGUGAUCUUGAUCCCAGUGUGGAUUCUAUCUGCCCGAACGGCUCACUUCUUAUACUAAAAUAUGGUAGAAUCUGGAAAAGCUGCCGCGACUUAAAUAUGGUUACUUGUGUUACGGCAGGGAGACUUUGCUCUAAAGAGAAGCCUUCGGUCGUUGCACUUUGUGCUGAUUCACAAUGUUACAUUUUUGAUGCUACAUCAAAGGCCAGAAAUACUGCCUCAAGUCUCUCGCUUGUAUGCAACCAACAGAUAGCAUGUAAUGCAAAGGAUGCUUGCGUCUUAGAAGGGGAUGGUCCCUGCGACAUGGCAGUGGCGUAUUCAGAUCGAAUUGUGCGACUCUUUCAUUGGGUUCCUGGGAAACCUUCCGAGGGAAGAACCGGGAAACUCGUUUUACUGAUAAAAUGGGAGUUAGCUGGUCAAAUCAGCCGAAUAAGUUUGCAUUCGACUCCAUCGAUGUCUAAUCUAAUACUCGCUUCACAACCUGGUGGUGGAUUCGCUUUUCUUCAGAAAAAAUUUGAAAGCUAUGAAGACCGAAUGUGCCCCACCCUUGUCUAUCAUCCACCAAAGCAUACUUCUGAUCAGAAUAUUGAGACACGUACGUGGAUUGUCGGUGGUCUGAAAUGCAAUUUAUCAGUGGCAGCUGAUUACUUAAUUGGUCUCUGUCUCGCUGAUGGGACUGUUCAUUUGCUUUCCGCCGACUUACAAAAAAGUAAAACUAUCUGGUCGGUUUCCCUACCAGUAAAUGGUGAAUUGUUCGGCCUAUCUAAAUUUGACCUAACGAGUGACGGGUCCGAUGAACUUGCAGUCUGUUGUUGGGAUGGUUCUACGUUUAUAUUUAAUCACGAGAAGGAUAUCCUUCAUUUCCCCGUGGGACAGGCUUGUCAAGCUUUCACGGCUGGUCGGUUGGCAAUAUCGCCGGGUAGAAAUGAGCCUGUUUUGAUUUAUGCUACCUGCGAGCAAUCUGUUCUCAUUUACUAUAAUCUCGAUGUGCAGUCUAUACCAUCUUGCUCUUUACUUCACGCGCUCGCUACACAACCAGAUGUGUUAGAACGGCUACAGCGAUUCAGCAAUGCUUCUUCGGAUCCAGGAAUGCUGCGCAAAUCAAUCCAUUACCUUCUUUACGAAUUGCCUUGUCAUCCGAACGGUCUUAAUCUUCCCUAA